Galendromus occidentalis (western predatory mite) is the source of this 1499-nucleotide messenger RNA. RefSeq names its product dual specificity mitogen-activated protein kinase kinase 2. The transcript has a single exon. Gene Ontology annotation, biological process: MAPK cascade; protein phosphorylation. The coding region runs from base 249 to 1430 and encodes 393 amino acids. Gene Ontology annotation, molecular function: JUN kinase kinase activity; ATP binding. NCBI's taxonomy places the organism in Eukaryota, Metazoa, Arthropoda, Arachnida, Mesostigmata, Phytoseiidae. The record is from RefSeq and is a predicted model, not a curated record.
AACCUCGUUCUGGUGCAGCGCCCUCGAUCAGGCGAACAUCCCAGCGUACUUGCCUCUGAUACUCAUUCAGAAUCAGGGGGUCCAUUGAGAAGGGGUCGAGGGGAGAGGGCUCCUCGUCCCUCUCGUUCGGCAUAAAAAUCGUUCGUCAAGCUCAUGAGCUAUCAUAUUCGGUGUUCGAGUUCUCACGAGUUUCUCACGAGCGCUCAUCUUCUCCUCUACCUGAAAUCAUCUAAUCCCUUCUCCUCAUCAUGGAUAGCGGAAGUUUGGCCGGAAGAGCCGCACUGUGUGGUAUCAAGACCCGAAGUUCAAAGAUGUCCUUCGACAAUACUUCAAACAUGGAUGGUCAAAAAAUGAAACGGCGAAACCAAUUGCGACUCUCUUUCGGCAGCGGACACCCACGCCGAAAUCCCCCAGAGCCAAACACGUUUCCAGCUAGCACCACAAUCGUUACUCAAGACGUCAUGGCUCAUCAAUGGCUUCCGCCUCGCACCGCGGGUUCCGGCACGCUCCGACUCUCCCCACAAGUGGAGUUUACUACGACAGCGGAAGACCUGAAGGAUCUCGGGGAGAUCGGAGCGGGGAGCUUCGGCUGCGUGAAUCGCAUGAAACAUGUCAGCACGGGGCACGAAAUGGCGGUCAAACGAAUUCGUUCGACCAUGGACGAGCACGAUCAGCAGAAACUGAAGAUCGAACUGAGCAUCGUUAUGAAAAAUGACAACGACUUCUCGUACAUCGUACAGUUCUACGGGACCCUCUUCCGAGAGGGCGACUGUUGGAUAUGCAUGGAGCUUAUGGAUACUUCAUUACACGAGCUCUACAAGCGGGUUUUCGGUCGAGGCAGACGCAUUCCAGAGAACGUCCUAACUCAAGUCGCCUUCAGCACGGUGAAGGCUCUUUAUUACCUAAAAGAGACUCUUCAGAUGAUUCACCGAGAUAUCAAGCCCAGCAAUAUCUUGCUCAACAGAAAGGGCGAAAUCAAAAUGUGCGAUUUCGGUAUAUCCGGUCGACUCAUCGAUUCUAUAGCCAAAACUCGGGACGCAGGCUGUCAAGCCUACAUGGCACCGGAAAGAAUCGAUCCUUCUAAAGCCAUAAAUGGAUACGACGUACGAUCAGAUGUUUGGAGUCUGGGCAUUACAUUGGUGGAAGUGUCCUUGGGUCAGUUUCCCUAUCCUGACUUCUCGACAAUUUUCGAGCAACUUAACCGUGUUGUUUCGGGCGAACCUCCCCUGCUGAAAGAAUCUGAUUGCUUCAGCAAGAACUAUACUACCUUCGUGAAUCAGUGUCUCAUCAAAGAAUUCGAGCAUCGGCCCAAGUACGACGCAUUACUUAAAACACCUUUGUUAGCGAACCUCCAAAGGAACACGAUGGUCGUCGCGGAGUUUCUUUCAACGGUACUCCCUCCCCCCGCGAUAACUCCGCGGCCUAGCUAGAUUCGACGAUUUGAGCCAUCCACGUUGAAAUGUCAAUAAUGUAAGAAAAUCUGAAUAAAUGACAAGUCA